Messenger RNA from Dimorphilus gyrociliatus, 2522 nucleotides. Lineage: Eukaryota; Metazoa; Annelida; Polychaeta; Dinophilidae. The record is from the annotation of a GenBank genome assembly.
GUCCUUGGCCUUUAUGCUACGAUUCUUUGGUCGGAAUGAUUAUUUAACGUUAUAUCUUAAAUAGUGUUAAAUAAUGGAAGGGGAGGAAGCGAUCGAUACAUCACAAAAGCUGGAUACAGUAGAUAGAAGAAAUAGAAAUUCAAGUUCAACUGAUGGCUCCAGCCUCAAGCCUUCCGAAUCGUUCUCUGGCAACUUUCACCGUUAUAUCAUCUACAGAGGAAGUUCAAACAAUCUUGUGCGUCAAGAUAGUAAUUCAAUGGAAAUAGAAGAUUUAGGUUUGUUACAAAGAAAUUGAAAAAAAAGGCCAUAAAAACAUGUUAAACCUCUAAACACUGUGUUGUUUUUUUAUAGGCGAAAAUGAAGAUCUGGUAUUUUCAAAAUUUAUGAAAGCUCAUAAAUGCUAUGAUCUUAUUCCGCUUAGCUCAAAAUUAGUCGUUUUCGACACAUCUUUAAACGUUAAAAAAGCAUUUUUUGCCCUCGUAUAUAAUGGAGUUAGGGCAGCACCUUUAUGGGAUUCAAGAAAGCAGACGUUUGUUGGCAUGUUAACAAUAACAGAUUUUAUUAAAAUACUUAAAAUGUAUUAUAAAUCAUCGAAUUCUCGUAUGGAAGAGUUAGAGGAACACAAGAUAUCUACUUGGCGCGAAGUCUUACAGGAAUAUGAUCGUCCGCUAGUUAAUAUUAGUGCAGAUGCAAGCCUCUAUGAAGCAGUAGAAGCUCUUGUCGUCAAUAGAGUACAUCGACUUCCCGUUAUAGAUAGAGCAACUGGUAAUGCCCUAUACAUUUUGACCCAUAAGAGAAUAUUACGAUUUCUCUUUCUCUUUAUAUAUAAUCUACCUCAACCUUCUUAUAUGGAGAAGACAAUUGAGGAACUUAAAAUUGGCACUUUCGAAAAUUUACAAACUGCAACUUCCGAAACACCUUUAAUUGACGUUCUCAACGUAUUUGUGGAUCACCGAAUUUCAGCGUUGCCCAUUGUGAAUGAUAGAGGAGAAGUCAUUGAUAUAUACGCAAAGUUCGAUGUAAUUAACCUUGCUGCAGAAAAGACAUACAAUAAUUUAGGUAUGUCAGUUAAAGAAGCAAUGAAAAAAAGACGUGGUGAAGAAUCAGGCUUUGAAGGAGUUGUUACUUGUGUGAAACAGGAUUGUCUUCGAGUCAUUUUGAAUCGUAUCGUUGAGGCCGAAGUUCACCGGCUUGUCGUUGUCAAUGAACAUAAACAUGUUGUUGGGGUAAUAUCUUUAUCUGACAUAUUGUCUUUUUUGGUACUGAGAGAACCAGAAGAAAAUUAUGAUGAAAUUAUGUCAACUAUGUAAUUUAAACUGCAGAGUUCUAUGUUUGAUGCAUCUUAUUCAGUUAUGCAGAGUAGAUGAUUUCUAAUGGUGAACUUAUAGGCCCUUUUCUUUCCCAAAGACAUCAUUAAUCAGCAAUUGAUUUUAUAUUUAUAGAUAUACGUAAAACUAAAUAGAAAAAUAACAUUUCAUACCAUAUAAAUAUACAUAUGCAUAUGCAUAUGCAUAUAUAUAUAUAUAUUCAUUGUUAUUUUAAAUAAGCAGAAAUAGUUGUUUUAGAAAGAAUAGAAAGAGUGCGGUUGAAAAUUUUCAAUUUUUGAUAGAUUACAAGCAGUGAUAAUAAAUUUUCAAUUGUGCCAAUGCUCUACGUUUCUAAUCUAACUUGCAAACCUACUAACACAAUCACCUUCACUAACUAGCCCAUCAGGAUUGUUUGGUUUGAUAAAGAUUAGUAACUCAGACAAUGUUGUUUAUUUCACACAAUCCUUUAUAUUAAUAAAUACGAACACAUCUUACUUUUUCUACAAACGUGGCUCAAAAAUGCUUCUAUCUUCGUUGAAAUGUGAAAAGAGGAAGAAAAUAAAUCCAUGAUCUGUCAAGAGAAGUUGAUUAAUAGUAAUCUAAACAAAGCAGAAACAGCGACGAGAUUAAGUUAAAAAUUUUAUGAAAUUUAUACCUAACACGAAUAUGUACCAUUUCAUGGACUCGGUAAGAAUAUAUAAGUAUUCAAAAGUUAAAAACUACUCAAGAUUUUAUCUUUGGACAAAGUUUCGCUAAAAACUAUUUUCUUUGUGAUUUUCUCAUCAAAUUUAGGAUAAAAAAGUGAACUUGUAAGAUAUUUGAAGAAAAUAUUUAAGCAAUUGUUUUUUUUUUGCAUUAAAGCUUACAGUGAAAUGUUUUCCAGAAUACAAAUAGAACAAUAUGCGAUAAGCUAAUUAUUCUGGUCGUAUCGUGCUUGUUCUCAGACAAACAUAUUUGUGUUCGCUUUAUCAUUUAUACAAAGUUAAUUGUUUAAUGGUUUCAUUAAUAUCGCAGGUUAUUAUUUAAAUAAGAUUGUUAUAUAUUUCUCGCUUACUAAGAAUUAUUCACCGAUCUAUCAAAGGAACUUUUACCUCUAUUCGACUUUGUUAAUGUAUAAAUUUUAUCAAGAUAAAACUAUACUCUUAAUAAUUUACACAAAGGACAGGGAGUCUUGUUAUAUUUAUUUACUGUACUUACAAGAUGUAGAGAAGUCUC